AUGGGUAACUCUCGGCUUCAAGAUGGGAAAGGCAGUUACAAAGAUUUGGUGGGAGGUUAUUAUGAUGCUGGAGAUGCUAUCAAAAAGUUCAACUUCCCGAUGACCAUGUUGAGCUGGAGUGUUAUUGAAUACAACGCCAAAUACGAAGCCGCAGGAGAGCUCGCCCAAGUCAAGGAACUCAUCAAAUGGGGAACUGCUGAUUCGAUUGAUGAUCUCGUGUUGCAGGCUUUUUUAGUUGCUGUUGAGCCGCUUGAGGUUAUUUCUUAG
Messenger RNA from Arabis nemorensis, 267 nucleotides. NCBI's taxonomy places the organism in Eukaryota, Viridiplantae, Streptophyta, Magnoliopsida, Brassicales, Brassicaceae. The record is from the annotation of a GenBank genome assembly.